GCGUCAGUUACCCUGGUGACCACCACGGAGUGGCCACCGCGCGAACUAUAAGUGCGCACGCAACCGCGCGACUUUUUAAAUUGACCGGAGGAACGUCGCGGACUGGGAAUGGAGGGCUGAGGUUCUCAUCGGGGUCAAGUAGCUUUAGCUUGUCAUCCUGGAACUUCAACUAAAGCAUGAGGAACUGAGUUAGAUAAAAUGGAGACCUGGAAGAGCGUCGCGGCAAAGGCUGUAGUCAUUGUAGCAAUCUUUGUUCUGAUUGUGGAUGGCUGGAAUCACCCAUCGAGAAAUUCGAGUAAAAAGGUCAAAUAUCACGUGAGACGAUUGAGAAAGGAUUUUCGCCAGCUGAAGAAGCAAGAGGGUGCAAUUAAACUGGUCGGUGGGAGACGACCGUUCGAGGGAAAUGUCGAGAUUCUCCAUGAUGCCAAGUGGGGAUGUGUGUGCGAUGACGAAUGGGAUCAUUUGGAGGCGACUGUUGUCUGCAGACAGCUUGGAUUCGAGGGAGCUAUCCAGGCCACUGGCAAUUCCCGUUUCGGAAUCGCCAGGAGACGCUUUUGGAUGGAUAAUAUGUUCUGCGAUGGUAGAGAGGAUUACCUCGGGAUGUGCAGGUUUGAUGGCUGGGGUAAUUCUGAUUGCGAGAGUAGCGAGGCUGCUGGAGUUAUUUGCACUCAUGAUAAGGAGGAGGAUCUUCCCUCACGCUCGAUUAGCACGAGGAGAAUUAAAAUAAAGGAGCGUCAUCCCAGGCUUCAAACCCGUUUAACAGGAGGAAGGAAUCCCUCGGAGGGACGUGUUGAAAUUAAAUUCCCGGAUCAAGACUGGAAACUGGUUUGCGGCGACGGCUGGUCCCUCCUGGAGGCAGGUGUAAUCUGCCGUCAAUUGAACCUGGGAUACGCGUCGGAUGCAAUUCAAAUGACUUUUCACAGUGAUAAAAAGGAAUUUAUUGGAAUAAGUGGUAUACAGUGUCAUGGUAACGAGCACCACAUCACAGAGUGCCUCCACGACACCUCCAUCCAGUGUCCAGGCGCUCGUGGGAAUGUGGCGAGUGUCGUUUGUAAGAGAGAUAUGGCUGAUCUCGUAAUCGAUCAUAUCGAACUCAUGAGGACUGCACACUUGGAGGAUAGGCCCCUUUUCUGGCUGCAAUGUGCCAUGGAGGAGAAUUGCGUUGCCUCAGAGGCUUACAGGAUACAAAAGGAGUCGGCUGAUUGGACCAGGGAGACCCGAAGGCUCUUAAAAUUUACAGCAAGAAUCCUCAAUGCUGGUACUGCCGAUUUCAGACCCUCAGUGCCAAAACAUCUGUGGGAAUGGCAUAUGUGUCAUAUGCAUUAUCACUCGAUGGAAGUGUUCGCCACAUUCGACAUCAUAGACUCAAGUGGAAAAAGGAUAGCAGAAGGUCACAAAGCAUCUUUCUGUCUGGAGGACAAUCUCUGCAUGCCAGGAGUGAAGCCUCGAUAUAAAUGUGCCAAUUACGGGGACCAGGGAAUAUCAGUGAACUGUACCGAUAUUUAUCGAUACAAUAUUGACUGCCAGUGGAUCGACAUAUCCGAGCUCGAGGCAGGACACUACACCCUCAAAGUCGCUGUCAAUCCGGAGUUUAAAAUCGGCGAGAUGUCAUUUGAGAAUAAUGCUGCCAAGUGUCAAUUGCUUUACACUGAGUCCCAAGCCUUCGUCUACGAUUGUAUAAUUGGCAGGCCGUGAUGAGUACUUAUUUAUGGAUCUAAAUCGUCAAUACUGCAAAUAGAAUGACGAGGGCUGAAAUGUAAUAGAGUAGUUCUACAUCCAUAUCUCAUUUUUUCAUGAAUAUGGAAACCGAAUAUAUUAAUAAAUAUCUAUUUUAUCGUAAAUAUACAUCAACAUUACGCAACACGAAUCUCCAAUUUAUUAAAAAAUGAUAAAAAUUGCAUUCAAAGAAUUUACA
Messenger RNA from Fopius arisanus, 1915 nucleotides. Its product is annotated as Lysyl oxidase-like 1. The coding region runs from base 199 to 1695 and encodes 498 amino acids. The record is from RefSeq and is a predicted model, not a curated record. Gene Ontology annotation, molecular function: copper ion binding; protein-lysine 6-oxidase activity. The transcript has 9 exons. Gene Ontology annotation, biological process: peptidyl-lysine oxidation. Gene Ontology annotation, cellular component: membrane. NCBI's taxonomy places the organism in Eukaryota, Metazoa, Arthropoda, Insecta, Hymenoptera, Braconidae.